Messenger RNA from Alexandromys fortis (reed vole), 2990 nucleotides. It is a transcript of the gene Tifa, whose product is annotated as TRAF interacting protein with forkhead associated domain. Gene Ontology annotation, cellular component: cytoplasm. Gene Ontology annotation, molecular function: protein binding. NCBI's taxonomy places the organism in Eukaryota, Metazoa, Chordata, Mammalia, Rodentia, Cricetidae. Gene Ontology annotation, biological process: canonical NF-kappaB signal transduction; cytoplasmic pattern recognition receptor signaling pathway; positive regulation of canonical NF-kappaB signal transduction. The transcript has 3 exons. The coding region runs from base 815 to 1372 and encodes 185 amino acids. The record is from RefSeq and is a predicted model, not a curated record.
CUUUUUUUUUCCCCCUCCAAGAGGGCAGUUUUGUCAAAAAGUUUUCAGGGGGGUCAUCAUCUGCCGCCCCUCCAUGGCUUGAUUUACAGGCAGAUGUGCACUGCAGAACAAGGAAAAGUUUAAAAAUAUUAUAGACAGCUCGAUCCCAGGUGUAUAAAUUUAGUAUGUGAUCUUUACAAAAUAAGGGAGGAACGAACAAUACUGGGAGGGCGGGUGUGUGUGUGUCUUUGUUCUCUCCCGUUCUUUGUAAACUUUUCACCUAAUCGGAAACCAGAAAAAGAAUGUCGUUUGUGCAUUCUGGCUCACGGGAACCAACGUCCUGGUUCCCCGCCGCCUAGCGCUGUCAUUGAACUAGGGAAACUUUCCCACCUGCCCAAGGCUCCCCGGAGAGCCGGUCCGGGGUGCACAGGGUUGGUCCAGACCCACCUCCCAGCUGCAACCAGAUUUACAGAAAAGUCCGCUGUCGUCUUGGUCAGGGAUUUUCCCGGGCUUUCGGCUCAGAAAGAACUUCCGGGUGCUGGAGGGGGAGGGGUGAUCCGCAGGGGGUCCGCAGCCACGGAAGGGGGGUGAAGGGGAGUCGGAAGAGGGUAGAAGCUGGCGGGUGAGCAGAGCCGGACAGAGACUCGCGGUCACUGGGAAGCGCUGUGCUCGCCUCCCGCUCUCCACUCUUGGUGCUUGCUUUUGCUUCUCCUCACUCCCCCUACAAGAUUGGGAACAAAAAAGGCUGCUGACUCUGCAGAGAGAAGAGACAAGGCUCUGGAGUCCUGAUCUAGCUAACUGCCGUCACUGGAAGGCUCUCAGGCCAGAGAGCGUCAUGUUGUCCUUUGAAGAUGCUGACACAGAAGAGACCGUAACUUGUCUCCAGAUGACUGUUUAUCAUCCCAGCCAGCAGCAAAGUGGAAUAUUUAAAUCAAUCAGGUUUUGCAACAAAGAGAAAUUUCCUUCUGUUGAAGUGGUGAGAUUUGGAAGGAAUUCCAAUGUCUGUCGCUACACUUUUCAGGACAAACAGGUUUCCCGAGUGCAGUUUGCUUUGCAGCCAUUUAAACAGUUCAACAGCUCUGUUCUCUCAUUUGAAAUCAAAAACAUGAGUAAGAAGACCAGUUUGAUGGUGGACAACCAGGAGCUUGGCUACCUCAAUAAGAUGGACUUGCCCUACAAGUGCAUGCUUAGGUUUGGAGAGUAUCAGCUCCUGUUGGAGAAGGAAGACGGGGAGUCAGUGGAAUCUUUUGAGACACAGUUUAUCUUGUCUCCGAGACCACUCUUACAAGAAAACAACUGUCCAAUGCAGAGCCCGAUACCCGAGGAUGGGGGCUAUUCAUCCUAUUUCACCCAUAGGACUUCUCCUACAGAGAUGGAUGAGAAUGAAGUGUGAACAGAGUCCAAGCGGAGACUCAUGAAGGAUGAGGACCCAUGGGUAGACCCUUGAAAGACACUCUACCUCUUAAGAGUUUAGAGCCUAGUGUUGCACAGAUAUCUGCAUGCUGACUUUGGGUUUACUAAUAGCAUUUGGAAGUCUGUGGACUGUGUUUGUCAUCAACUUCAUCAGCUCUUUGCAUUCUGGACCUACAGAGAAUUAAGUAUACUCCUGUAAGGGUUAGUGUAUAAAACCUGUCUUCUGUGUAAUGUUAUUCUUGCUCCUUUUCCUGCUUGAUGGCUCGCCCAUGCUUUGUUUUGGUAACAGCCAUCUCUUGGCUUGGUCACAUCAUUUCAUAGCAGCCUUUAGCUUCCAGGUUCAGAGCGCAGGCGGAUUGUUCGCUGGUGCCUGUGGCAUGUUCCUACUUGCAGAGCUGGAAUCCUGGAAUGAGUUCUCGAGUCCCUUCUGAGUCACUGUGGGUUCAUUAUGGAAAGUUUUGAGAAAAGCACCUUGAUUUUCUUUCUGUGGAAUUAUAAAGUCUACUCCUAAGAUGUCAGUGUUGCUUUUCUGUAUGGAGGACCUACAAUUAACAUUUAAAGAACAUUGAGAUUACAAUUAUUUGCCACAGAAGGUGGCAGCCACCACCGUCUCGGGAGUAAAAGUCCCUCAAAAUUUACGACUGUUGGAAGAGCCGGAAGAAGGCCAGGAGGGAGUAGGCACAGCACAGUUAGCUGAGGUCUAGAGGACGAUGAAGACCUGACAUUUACAAGAUGGACAGGGAUGAUACCUGGGCCUCCAAGAACAAUUUAUGAAAACUGAAUAUACAGCCUUAAAAUAGGAUGUGGGCCUAAAUACCCAGAAGCACUUCCAUCUGUAUGAUUUGUAACGAAAGUCAUUGAGUGGCGUGAGUAGUUCAAAUGGCGUGGUGGAUCCACGGGUCACAUCGGUGCUGGCAAAGUGGCAGGAUUCCCACAGCCUCGAAGUUACCCUACAGGAGCUUCGGCUCUUGUCAGUGUCAAAAGAGAACAUGAAGUUGACACAGCCACCAGAAGGACAGUGUUACAGCAAUUAGCCACUAAGGCCCCAGCCAUUUCUUCCCAAUCCAACCUAAGUCUUUAUUUUCCACAGUGAUAAAUUUUCUAGAUUCAUUCUGUAGACCUCACAGUCCUGGAGAGGAAAUUCCACUGAGACUUCAUCCAUUCUUAGACACUGUUUUGGUACUGACUUGUUGUCUGUUUGAAAUGCCUGAGUUGUGCUUUGUAAUAUCUUCUGUGGAGUGUAACCACUGGCUGCCUAGUUGAACUUCUGGGAUCAAGAAGGUGUGUUGAAAUCAGUUUCCUUUGGCAGCAGUGGGCACAGCUAACACAACUGUGAAUAGACACGUCAUACAAUCGCCUACUGCUGACAUGUGACCUGGGUUUGACUUUGCCCACCCCACCCUCCUGCCACAGCUGUGUGUUGACCCUUAGAAUAGAUGGCAAGGCUUCAGGUAGCAGCCAUGGGACUACUGCUGUGUUAAAGAUAAAACCUUGAUUUUUAUUUAGACAGAAAAAGGGAGAUGAUGUGGGAUUCUCCUCUGUAUGUUAUGUGUAUGUUUUAUUACCAUUAGUUAAUAAAGAAGCUACUUUGGCCUAUG